Molecule: messenger RNA, 456 nt
Organism: Diceros bicornis minor
Lineage: Eukaryota; Metazoa; Chordata; Mammalia; Perissodactyla; Rhinocerotidae
Gene: LECT2
Product: leukocyte cell derived chemotaxin 2
Exons: 4
Coding region: 1-456 (151 amino acids)
Source: RefSeq, a predicted model, not a curated record
AUGUUUUCCACAGGAGUCCUCCUUUUGGCUGUUUUGACUUCGACUGCACUGGCUGGACCGUGGGCUAAUAUAUGUGCUGGCAAGUCUUCCAAUGAGAUCAGGACGUGUGACAGCCAUGGCUGUGGCCAGUACACUCCUCAAAGAAGUCCCAGGCCUCACCAGGGUGUGGAUGUCUUGUGCUCUGAUGGAUCUACUGUGUAUGCCCCUUUCACUGGAAUGAUUGUGGGCCAGGCGAAAUCGCAUAAAGACAAAAAUGCCAUCAAUAAUGGUGUUCGGAUAUCUGGAAGUGGUUUCUGUAUUAAAAUGCUCCACAUUAAGCCAAUUAAGUAUAAAGGUUCUAUCAAGAAGGGAGAAAAACUGGGAACAGUACUGCCCUUGCAGAAAGUUUAUCCUGGCAUACAAUCCCACGUACAUAUUGAAAACUGUGACUCGAGCGAUCCUACUGUGUACUUAUAA